This is a messenger RNA of Carica papaya (papaya), 599 nucleotides long. It is a transcript of the gene HEC3, whose product is annotated as basic helix-loop-helix (bHLH) DNA-binding superfamily protein. NCBI's taxonomy places the organism in Eukaryota, Viridiplantae, Streptophyta, Magnoliopsida, Brassicales, Caricaceae. The record is from RefSeq and is a predicted model, not a curated record. Gene Ontology annotation, biological process: regulation of DNA-templated transcription. Gene Ontology annotation, molecular function: protein dimerization activity; DNA-binding transcription factor activity.
UUUGCCACAAGAAAAAUCACCCAGAAAGUCCAGUUAUGGAUAUCAACCACACUAACUUCCCAAACCACUGUUGGAAUAAUCAUGAGAUACUGUCCGGGGAAGAUGGUGGUGUCGGCCACCUCCAUAACCAAAUCACCUUCAACUCACUCUGCCCUCCUAAUUACUCCCACCAAAUCUUCUCCUCCUCCUCCCCAUCAUCACCACCCUCCACCCAAAUCAUACCCACUUACACUACCAACCUUUUUGCUCAAAACAUGGAGAUGGAUGAGGAAGAAGAACCAGAAGAAGAGCUUGGAGCCAUGAAAGAGAUGAUGUACAAGAUCGCCGCGAUGCAGCCGGUGGACAUAGAUCCCACCACUAUACGAAAGCCGAAAAGGCGAAACGUCCGGAUCAGCGACGACCCACAGAGCGUCGCGGCGCGUCACCGGCGGGAGAGAAUAAGCGAGAAGAUCAGAAUCCUCCAGCGACUAGUCCCCGGCGGAACCAAACUCGAUACGGCGUCAAUGCUGGACGCCAUUCGGUACGUUAAGUUCUUGGAGAGGCAAAUUCGUGUUCUCCAGUCAAACAGCCAGCAAGAUCAACGGCCAGGAGUGGGGUGA